UCGCUGUAACAGGCAUAGCAAUUUGUGAAUUUGUGCGUACGAUCGGCAAGAAGGUUGUAACAUAUCCUUGUGAUAUGUUAAUGUUAAAGAUACUCUUUGUGGCAGCAUUUCUGGUCCUAUGUGAGUGUGGCGUUGUGGGGCCAUACCCAGGACCAUUACACUAUGGGCCAUUGCACUAUGGAUCAUAUCCGGGGCCAGGACCACAUGUAGCACCUGCUCCCAAACCGGCCGCCCCUGAACCCUAUGAUCCAGCACCGAAAUACAGUUUCGGUUAUGAUAUACAAGAUGGCUAUACCGGUGACUUGAAAAGUCAACAUGAAACUCGCCACGGUGAUGUUGUAAAGGGCAGCUAUUCUGUAGUUGAUCCGGAUGGUACCAAACGUACUGUAGAUUAUACUGCUGAUCCUCAUAAUGGUUUUAAUGCUGUGGUACGUAAAGAACCAUUGGCGUAUAAGGCUCAUGCUCCAGUACCGGUUCCAGUUCCCGUGGAACCUGUGGCUCAUGUUGCUCCCGUACCACCAGCACCACCAUUACCUCCUGUACCCAAAUUAGCACCAGCUCCUGCUCCAGCUCCAGCUCCAUUGCCAGCUCUUUAUCACGGUUAUGCACCAUAUCCCGCCGAUGGACCACAUGGCUACGGACCGCAUUAUGGUGGUCCUCACUAUGGUCCAUAUCAUAAGUAG
This is a messenger RNA of Musca vetustissima, 683 nucleotides long. RefSeq names its product larval cuticle protein A3A-like. Gene Ontology annotation, cellular component: extracellular matrix. The record is from RefSeq and is a predicted model, not a curated record. Bases 75 to 683 code for a protein of 202 amino acids. Lineage: Eukaryota; Metazoa; Arthropoda; Insecta; Diptera; Muscidae. The transcript has 3 exons.